AUGUCCAACACAUCCCUUCGACGCCCGCAAAAGGGCUUCCGUCGCGGUGGAAAGACAGCCUACCAUGGUCCUCGCCAACGGACCUUUGCCGCGUCGACACGUGCAGAGGGCACGUCGGCCGACGAGAAGUGGGAGCGCACACGGCUGGCUCAGACAAUCGAUGAUAACAUGGGCUUCUCGCGGUACGACAGUGGUAAGAAGCGUGAGGGCUGGAUGGUAGGCAUUCAACCCACGUCUAUCGAGGACGACAGGUUGCCACAUGGCCGUGCCGCCCUGGACUGCUACUUCCUCGAGGAAGAUGGGGGUCACUUCAAGGCCACCAUUGAAUACGAACCUUACUUCCUCGUCGGUAUCAAGAAGGGCCACGAGUCCGAGGUUGAGGAGUGGCUCAAGCGUGUUCCUGGAGACGGCAUCGUCAAAACAGUCCGUCGCAUUGAAAAGGACGACCUCAACAUGCCCAAUCAUCUUAUGGGCUACAAGAGACCUUUUCUCGAGCUCAAGUUUGCCAAUGUGAAUGACCUCAUGGCUGCUAGGAGGGACAUCAUGCCUAUUGCUGAGAGGAAUAGGAAAAACAUGAAUGCCAUGGAUGCUUAUGCUGAAGUUGCUACGGCAAACGGCAACUUUGAUAUUUUUGACGAUUCACGAGACGAUGAUAGAAUGAUGAAUACUUCCCUCGAUGCGAGCGAUUAUAUUGUGGAUAUCCGAGAGUACGAUGUCCCUUACCACGUCAGAGUAAUGAUAGACAAGAAUCUGCGAGUUGGCAAGUGGUACUGGGUUGAGGCCAAGCACGGAGUUACCAAGAUCUUGCCAAAUGAGGAGAGGUCUCUCCCAGCCGAGCCUGUUGUCAUGGCCUUUGAUAUCGAAACGACCAAGGCGCCCCUCAAGUUCCCCGACGCAGCCGUUGACGAGAUCAUGAUGAUUUCGUACAUGAUUGACGGUCAGGGAUUCCUCAUCACCAACCGCCAGAUUGUCUCGGAGGACAUUUCCGACUUCGACUACACCCCGAAGCCAGAGUACCCCGGCCCCUUUAUGAUUUUCAACGAACCAGACGAGAAGGCGGUCAUUGAGCGAUUCUUCCUGCAUAUCAAGGAGGCCCGACCGUCCGUCAUAGCUACAUACAACGGAGACUUUUUCGACUGGCCCUUUGUCGAGGCCCGAGCUAGUGUCAACGGCAUUGACAUGUACGUCGAGAUUGGUUGGAAAAAGGACAACGAGGAUAUCUACAAGUGUAACUAUGGUGUUCAUAUGGACUGCUUCCACUGGGUCAACCGAGACUCUUACCUGCCCCAGGGAUCGCGUGGUCUCAAGGCCGUCACCGUUGCCAAGCUGGGCUACGAUCCGGACGAGCUUGACCCCGAACUCAUGACCCCCUAUGCUAGCGAGAGACCCCAGACACUGGCUGAGUACUCCGUCUCUGAUGCCGUUGCCACCUACUACCUCUACAUGAAAUACGUCCAUCCCUUCAUCUUCUCCCUCUGCACCAUUCUCCCCAUCGGCGCCGACGACACCCUCCGCAAAGGUACCGGUACCCUCUGCGAAAUGCUUCUCAUGGUCCAGGCGUAUGAGAAGAACAUUGUGCUUCCAAACAAGCACACGGCGCCUAACGAGGCCUUUUGGGAUGGCCACCUGCUCGACUCGGAAACGUAUGUCGGUGGUCACGUCGAGAGUAUCGAGGCCGGUGUCUUCCGUGCCGAUAUUCCCGUCGAUUUCUCCGUCGAUCCCGGCGCCAUUGACGAGCUGCUAAACGACCUGGACGACGCUCUGACAUUCUUUAUCACCAUUGAAGAAAAGAAGAAGCUCGAAGACAUCGAAAACUACGACGAGGUCAAGGAGCAAGUCAAGGCCCGCCUGUUGGACAUGAAGAAGACGCCGAACCGUCACGAGCGCCCCCUGAUCUACCACUUGGAUGUCGCAUCCAUGUAUCCCAAUAUCAUGACUACGAACCGUCUCCAGCCCGACUCCAUGGUUGAUGAGUCGGACUGUGCAGCGUGCGACUUUAACAGGCCGGGGAAGACGUGCGAUAGGCGAUUGCCCUGGUCGUGGAGAGGAGAGUACAUCCCAGCCAAGAUGGACGAGUACAAGAUGAUCCGGAACGCUCUCGAGAACGAACGGUUCCCUGGCAAGACGGUGCAUGCCCCGAUGCGCACCUUCCAAGAGCUCCCCAAAGAUGAGCAGUCCAAACUCAUCCGAAAGCGUCUGCAGCUGUACUCUCAAAAGAUUUACCACAAGAUCCACGACUCGACCACAAUCACUAAGGAGGCUAUCAUCUGCCAACGUGAGAACCCCUUCUACGUCCAUACGGUGCGUGACUUCCGUGACCGUCGCUACGACUACAAGGGCAAGACCAAGAUGUGGAAGGGCAAGGCCGACAGCCUCAAGGCCGCGGGAGCCCCAGCCAACGAGGUGGAGGCCGCCAAGAAGAUGAUCAUCGUCAACGACUCGCUGCAGCUUGCCCACAAGGUCAUUCUCAACUCCUUCUACGGUUACGUCAUGCGUAAAGGUUCGCGAUGGUACUCGCUCGAGAUGGCAGGCGUCACCUGCUUGACAGGUGCCAGGAUCAUCCAGAUGGCCCGGCAGCUGGUCGAGCGCCUGGGGAGGCCCCUGGAGCUGGACACGGACGGUAUCUGGUGUAUGCUCCCGGCCACGUUCCCCGAGAACUUUGGCUUCAAGCUGAAGAACGGAAAGAAGCUCACGCUGUCGUACCCCUGCGCCAUGUUGAACCACCUGGUCUUCCGAUACUUCACCAAUCACCAGUACCAGACACUGGUGGACCCCAAGAAGCACAAGUACGAGACGCACAGCGACAAUACCAUUCUGUUCGAGGUCGACGGCCCCUACAAGGCCAUGAUCCUGCCCACAUCCAAGGAGGAGGACAAGAACCUCAAAAAGCGUUACGCUGUCUUCAAUGAUGACGGAAGCCUGGCUGAGCUCAAGGGUUUCGAGGUCAAGCGUCGUGGUGAGCUCAAGCUCAUCAAGAUCUUCCAGCAGCAAAUCUUCAAGUUCUUCCUCGAGGGCAGCGACCUGACGCAGUGCUACCAGGCUGUCGCCAAGGUUGCCAACCAGUGGCUCGACGUGCUGCACAACAAAGGAUCCACACUGGCCGACGAGGAGCUCAUGGACCUGAUUUCUGAAAACAGGAGCAUGUCCAAGACGCUUGAGGAGUACGGCGCACAGAAGUCAACCAGUAUCACCACGGCAAAGCGCCUGGCAGACUUUCUCGGAGAGCAGAUGGUCAAGGACAAGGGUCUCAACUGCAAGUUCAUCAUCUGCGCUCGCCCCCGAAACGCCCCCGUCACCGAGCGAGCCGUCCCCGUCGCCAUCUUCUCGGCCGAGGAGUCAGUCAAGCGCACGUACCUCAAGAAGUGGCUCAAGGAGGAGCCCACCGACACGGACCCGCGAGCCCUCCUCGACUGGGACUACUACCUCGAGCGUCUCGGCUCCGUCAUCCAGAAGCUUAUCACCAUUCCUGCCGCCCUACAAAAGGUCCGCAACCCGGUCCCGCGCGUGCCUCAUCCGGACUGGCUCCAGAGAAGGAUCAAUAUCAAGGAUGACAAGAUGAAGCAGAAGAAGCUCACCGACCUGUUUGCUUCCUCCAAGGGCCCCCUUGAGGACAUAACCAACCUCAAUGGGGCCGCGACGCGCAGCAUGGACGACAUGGAGGACUACGGCAACAGACUACUCAAGCCAAAGACUGUUGGAUCCGCCGUGGCUUCGUCGCAGCAGCAGCAGCAGCAGCAGCAGCAGCAGUCACUCACGCCUGUAGCACAGAAGCGCAAGUCUCCGGAGCCUCCAGAGAACCCGGAUCCCAUGGCAGCUCUACCCAAGGUCAUGCCUGAUCCGUCUGAGGACUACCCGGCCUUUAUCAGCUACCAGAAGCAAAAGUGGAAGAUCCAGAAGGAGGCUCGGGUGCGCAGACGACAGCUAUUCGGUGACAAGAGAGGUCUGGCGGGCGGUAACAUCCAGCAGACAUUCAUGAAGCAGGCCCACACGACCUUCAUGAACACCUGGCAGCUGCUCCAUCUCAAGUCGACAGACAGCCCGGGAGUCGUUACAGCCCACGCCCUGAUCGAUGCCAAGAUCCACACGCUCAAGGUCAAGGUCCCGCGACAAGUCUUCCUCAACCUCAAGAGCAAGGAUCUCCCUGACGUGGUGAUUGAGGGCUGCGAGGUCGAGCAGGUCAACUACACGCUGCCCAACGGACACGCGUCGAGCCAUCUGUUCAAGCUGACGGUGCCCGAGGAGAUUUACUUCAACGAGGCCGAGAAGUUCUCCCUCCUCUUCAACCACCCUAGCGUCGAGGGCGUGUACGAGACGCAGCUGCCUCUCAACAUGCGCGCUGUCCUCCGCCUGGGCAACCUAUGCACCGUCGACGAGGAGCAGCAGGGUGUUCUGGGCCGAGGAUUGGAGCAGGGGUUCGACCUGGCUGGCCUGAAACGACCCUCCAAGACACGGACCUACCUCGACUCGUGCCCCUUCGCGUACGUGUACAUCUCGCACAUCACCUCUGGAGAACGACAAAUCUUUGGCAUCUUCUCGACGACGCACGACCAGGCACACAUUGUGAUCUUGCAGAAGAACAGGGACUCGGGCCACGACCUGCCCAACGUGACACGCUUCUACUCGGAGAUGCUGGCUAAGCGCGCCGAGGAGGCGGCCGGCACGAACUGGCAGGACUGCUUCCGGUAUCAGGACAAGGUGUCAUUCAAGAUUACGCAGGUGACGACCCGACGCAAGGCGCAUCUCGAAGUAGGCGACGUGGUCAAGAAGAUGCGCAAGGAUCAGGUCAGGCCCCAGAUGCUGGUGGUCCAGUCGUCACAGUGCAACCAACUCGUCCACGACGUGCCCGUCCUGGGCGAGUUCCCGGUUCUGCCGCUCAAGUACGACGCCACCGACAGUUCGCUGCCCCCGCUGGGUUGGCAGACCGUCGUCGCCCGCCGGCUAGUUGGCCACUACCUCGGUCUCGGAUCGUGGAUUCUCCACCUCACGGCCCUCGCGCGCUACGGUGACGUGCCCCUGUGCAACCUAGAGCGUGAAGACCCGCGGUUCCUCAUCGACGUGGCGUACGCUCGCCGCCUGCAGGCCAACGGGGUCGUCCUGUGGUGGUCACCCGGUCCGCGCCCCGACCACGCCGGAUACGAGCGCGACGACCUGCUCGGCCCCCUGGACACGGUAAAGCUGCCCAACGUCAACAACCCGGGCACCUUUUCGUCGGUGUGCGUGGACCUGGAUGUGCGCAACCUGGCCAUCAACACGAUCCUGACGUCGUCGCUCAUCAACGAGCUCGAGGGCGCUGGAGCCGACUCCAUGUCGUUCAACCCCACGGCGGACGGCUCCGAGAUCCUAGAGUCGGAGAGCGCCUUUGCCAACGCCGGCGUCGUGGUCCUGCGAGAGAUGGUUAAAGCUUGGUGGGGGGAGGCGUGCCGUGGCAGCACCAUGGCCGACGUGCUGGUGCAGCACCUGGUGCGGUGGGUGGAGAGCCCGGAUUCGUUCAUGUACGACCACGCGCUGCACUACUACGUGCAGAUGAUGUCGCGCAAGGCCUUCCAGCAGCUGAUGGCCGACUUCCGCCGCGUGGGCUCGCAGGUGGUGUUUGCCAGCUCCAACCGGCUGAUCCUGCAGACGACCAAGUCCGAGGUCAGCACGGCCUAUGCCUACAGCCAGUACAUUAUCAAGUCGAUCAAGAGCAAGCCCCUCUUCCACUUCAUCGACCUCGAGAUCAAGGAGUACUGGGACUAUCUGGUGUGGUACGACGAGUUCAACCACGGCGGCCGGGCCUGCCAGCAGAUUACCGAGCCGGCGCCGGGGGCCACGGACGGAGACCAGCCCCUGGAGACGAUCAUGAACUGGCAGAUGGCCACGUUCCUCCCGGCCAGGCUGCAGCCCGUCUUCCAAGACUGGGUGGUCGAGUUCAUCGAGCUGAUGCACGGUCUCAAGCGACAGUCGGCGGACCCGGACUCGACGCCGCGCCUCACACAGCUCCCGCCCACGGCAACGGACGGCGAGGAGCGCCAGGUGCUUCUCGGCAAGGCGUUCGAGAAGCCCCUUAAGAAGGCGAUCUCGGGGCUCGUGGCCCAGCAGAAGCGUGAGAUGCUCCACCCGGAACUAGCAGGCGACUACACGUUCCCGCAGCUGCCGGGAUCUCACCUGACGACGAUGCGCAACCCGAUCCUCGAGCUGGUCAAGAUGCUGAUGCAGGUCCUCUCCUUGGACCGGAGCAUCAGUAUGGAAGCCCGUCUCCUGCGCAAGGAACUCCUCGCCAUGUUUGACGUGCGCGAGUUCUCCCGCGACGGCACCUUUGUCAACCCCUCGGAGACGCUCAAGCUCAGCCAGAUCAGCUGCGACAGCUGCACCAUGACGCGCGACCUGGACCUCUGCCGCGAUAACCUCGACCCAUCCCAGAGCCAGACCCAGUCAUGGCGCUGCGCCCACUGCGACGCCGAGUUCGACCGCGUCGUGCUGGAGGAGCGCCUCCUCGCCACCGUCGAGAGCUGGGCUGUCCAGUGGGCUACGCAGGACAUCAAGUGUCAGCGUUGCAGCACCUUGAGGGUGAACGACCUCAUGGAGCACUGCCCCUGCGGUGGAGAGUGGACGUGCGUCGUUGACAGGACCGGCAUAGCAAAGCAGUUGGCUGUCAUGAAGCGUGUUGCCGGUUUCUAUGGUCUACGCAUGCUGACCGAUGUCGUCGGGGAUCUGAUGGAGGAUUUGUAG
This is a messenger RNA of Geosmithia morbida, 6708 nucleotides long. Its product is annotated as DNA polymerase epsilon subunit 1. Gene Ontology annotation, cellular component: nucleus; epsilon DNA polymerase complex. The record is from RefSeq and is a predicted model, not a curated record. The transcript is spliced from 3 exons. Gene Ontology annotation, biological process: DNA replication proofreading; base-excision repair, gap-filling; mitotic cell cycle. Lineage: Eukaryota; Fungi; Ascomycota; Sordariomycetes; Hypocreales; Bionectriaceae. Gene Ontology annotation, molecular function: DNA-directed DNA polymerase activity; DNA binding; single-stranded DNA 3'-5' DNA exonuclease activity. The coding region runs from base 1 to 6708 and encodes 2235 amino acids.